This is a messenger RNA of Setaria italica (foxtail millet), 1945 nucleotides long. Its product is annotated as beclin-1-like protein. The record is from RefSeq and is a predicted model, not a curated record. Lineage: Eukaryota; Viridiplantae; Streptophyta; Magnoliopsida; Poales; Poaceae. Gene Ontology annotation, cellular component: phosphatidylinositol 3-kinase complex, class III, type I; phosphatidylinositol 3-kinase complex, class III, type II; phagophore assembly site. The coding region runs from base 216 to 1667 and encodes 483 amino acids. Gene Ontology annotation, biological process: autophagy; autophagosome assembly; late endosome to vacuole transport. The transcript has 10 exons.
CUGGCCCGGUUCCGUCCGCGUCUUCUCCCGGCGGAGUCCUGGUCGCCUGGUCGGCAUCGCCGCCCGCCCGCCCCCACCCCAACCUCCUUCCUCCGAUUCUAUCUCCCCUCGUGCGCGGCGGGAAUCGCAGAUAAAAGCAGCUUCGGAGUCCGCGGAACGGAAGGCCGUUCGGUUCAGCAAGGAGUCCGGCCAGUGAGAGCGUGGUACCCGGCGAGAUGAAGCACCUGGCCGGUGGCAAGGGCGGCGCGGUGGGCCGACCUGUGCCGCGGUUCAGGUGCCAGGAGUGCCACGGCGCGCUUGCCGUCGUCGGGGUCGCCGACAGGCUCCCGCCCUGCGGUAUGCAUGCAUCUGCUGUUAUUAUGGGCACAAUCAGGAUGGAUAAUUCUUAUGUAGUAUUAUCGAAGAAGGACAGACCUAAAGGUCUUGGAAUUCCCCCACGGCCACCAACUUCAGCAUCCACACAUAUUGAACCUAACCAACGAACAAGGGUGAUAGAGGACUCAUAUAUUAUGCUUCCACCUUCUACUGCUUCCAUAUACAAGACAUCUUCCUCUGAAGAAGAUGGUGCACAGCUGCUGCCACCAAGUGUAAACUCCAGUAGCUCUUCACUAGGAAAUAAUUCUGGAUUUUUCUCUAGUGCAACUGUAUUAAAAAGAGCAUUUGAGAUUGCUACCUCACAAACUCAGGUUGAGCAGCCACUUUGUCUGGAAUGUAUGAGAGUUCUUUCUGAUAAGAUGGAUUUUGAGAUUGAAGAUAUUAAUUAUGAUAUUAAAGCUUAUGAGGCUUGUCUUCAAAAUCUGGAGCAAGAAUCCUACAGCAUCCUCAGUGAAACAGAUUUUCAGAAUGAGAAACAAAAGAUUGAUAAAGAAGAAAAGAAACUUAAAGCUGAUAUUGAAGAAGCUGAAAAGCAAUAUUCAGAAGUUAUUUCUGAGAUGAAAAAUCUUGAAACAAAAUCUAAACAAUUUGAGGAAUUGGAAGAGCGGUAUUGGCAAGAAUUCAACAGCGUUCAGUUUCUGCUGACAUCUCAUCAGGAAGAAAGAAAUGCCAUUUCGGCCAAAAUAGAAGAUUAUCAGACCCACUUGGAAAUGUUAAAGAGUACAAAUGUUCUGAAUGAUGCAUUCAACAUUUCUCAAUAUGGAGUAUUUGGAACAAUAAAUAAUCUCCGUCUUGGACACACUCAUGUGGUUGAGUGGGAUGAGAUAAAUGCUGCUUGGGGUCAGGCUGCCCUUUUGUUGCAUACCAUGGCUCAGUAUUACACCCCGAAAUUUCAAUACCGGAUCAAGAUUCACGCUAUGGGAAGCUAUCCAAGAAUCACGGACAUCAAUAACAAAACACAUAAACUGUUUGGUCCAGCAAAUGUGUUGUUCAGCACCCAAUAUGAUGAAGCCAUGAAAUGGUUUCUGAUGUGCCUGCAAGAGUUUGUUGAUUUUGCUGUAAGUUUGGAUAAAGAGAACAACGUUCCACCUGACGAGUUAUUGAAGCUCCCCUAUAAGAUUGAUGGUGACAAAGUAGGGGGCUACAGGGUCGUCCUAGGUGAUUUCAAUACAAGGGAGAAUUCGACAAAGGCGCUGAAGAACAUGCUCCGCGAUUUGAAUUGGGUUCUCUUCUGGUUUAUCGGCACCACAAGCUUUGCACUGCCCUCGGGAGCAUUGCACACGCAGAUAUGAGGUUUCGUCUAGCUUGAACAGUUAGAUACUUAUAUUAGCAUAGUUUCAGUACAUGCUGAAUUACUGACCCCCUAGGAGCUGAUUUUAGUCCCCCAACCCCCAUAGCGACAAUACGACGCAUUUGAUGUUACAUAACUAGCAUGUAUAUUUUAAAAAAAAACUUUUGUCACUCGUUGCUUGCAAACUGCUCCUGUUCUUUAUGUGCUCAAGACUUUUUUCCCCUCAGAAAACUGGACAGGCCAGGAGCUGUGCCAUUCAAUUGAUAAGAUGGAAAAGAA